Exophiala bonariae is the source of this 1791-nucleotide messenger RNA. RefSeq lists its product as uncharacterized. Gene Ontology annotation, cellular component: membrane; endoplasmic reticulum. Bases 1 to 1791 code for a protein of 596 amino acids. NCBI's taxonomy places the organism in Eukaryota, Fungi, Ascomycota, Eurotiomycetes, Chaetothyriales, Herpotrichiellaceae. Gene Ontology annotation, molecular function: mannosyl-oligosaccharide 1,2-alpha-mannosidase activity; calcium ion binding. The transcript has a single exon. The record is from RefSeq and is a predicted model, not a curated record. Gene Ontology annotation, biological process: mannose trimming involved in glycoprotein ERAD pathway; carbohydrate metabolic process.
AUGAUACGUAUUCGCCGCCUUUGGCUCAUACCGGCCUUCUUCGUCUCAUGUAUUCUGUAUUACCAAUUCCUCUAUCCCAAAGAACCUUCAUCGUAUGCCUUGCCUCGUGUAGAAGUCCACUGGGUGAAACAUCAAGAGCGCUACCCAGUAAAAUCCUAUCGUGCCCUACCCACUGGCCCUCUUACUCAGAUCCCAAGAAUACAGUAUGAUUUCGCAUCACACCCCGAGUCCAUCGAUGCCAAAGCCAUCCGAGAGAAGCGACAAGCUGCAGUGAAAGAUGCUUUCCUACAUUCUUGGAAUGGAUACAAGAAACAUGCAUGGACACGUGACGAGGUUGCUCCCAUCAGCGGCGCAUACCGGUCGAGUUUUGGUGGAUGGGGUGCCACCUUGGUUGACACGAUGGAUACUUUGUGGAUCAUGGAUCUGAAAGCCGACUUUGACUUAUGUGUCAAUGCGGUCAAACACGUAGAUUUUACUACGAAUGAGGAGGAGACUUUGAAUGUAUUUGAGACUACUAUACGAUACAUGGGUGGGCUUCUUGCCGCGUAUGAUCUAUCUUCAGGACAGGACAAAGUCCUGCUUGACAAGGCUACUGAGCUGGGCGAGAUUUUAUACUCUGCAUUCGAUACUCCAAACCACAUGCCCAUGGCGCGUUGGAGCUGGAAGCAGAGCGCACAAGGUCUUCCAAUUGAACCUAGCGAGUCUACGCUACUCGCUGAGCUUGGGAGUCUGACUUUGGAGUUCACAAGGUUGAGCCAACUUACAGGCGACCCCAAAUACUUCGAUCUGGUUACCAGAAUAGCUGAAUUGAUGCAACUGCACCAGGAUCAAACCAACAUUCCCGGAUUGUGGCCCACCAUUGUGAAUGCAAAGGCGUUGACCUUUGAUUACAACCAUUUUACCUUUGGCGGUAUGGCCGAUUCGACUUACGAAUAUCUGCCCAAGCAAUAUAUGCUUCUUGGAGGUCGUGACGGAAAGUACAAAAAGAUGUAUGAGGACGCCAUCGAAGCAGCGAAACGAUACCUGUUCUUUCGUCCCAUGCUCCCUCAAGGUGAAGACGUUUUGUUUAGCGGAAAUGCCCAAUUAGCGUCUGUCAACAAUACUCCAACCUCGAACCUCGAACCACAGGGCCAACAUUUGACCUGCUUCGUUGGUGGUAUGGUAGCUAUCGGUGCCCAAAUAUUUUCUCGUCCUGAAGAUUUGCGCACUGCAAGGCGAUUGGUCGAAGGUUGCAUCUGGGCCUACAAUGCCAUGCCCUCCGGAUUGAUGCCAGAAACUUUCUUCCUGUCGGCAUGCCAUUUGGGUAUCGAUGAGCCAAAUCUAGGGAAAUGUGAGUGGAAUGAUGACAAAUGGUAUGAAGCCAUUGCGCAGAGAACCUCUUCGAAUAAAGAGACCGAGAACAUGUCUGGCGUCGAGCGCGGCAAAUACGUUGCCAAGAAGAAGCCCAUCUUCCCUGGCUUUACUGACCACACUGACAACCGAUAUAUACUGCGACCGGAAGCUAUUGAAUCUAUCUUCAUCCUGUACCGAAUCACCGGCGAUCCUGCCUUGCCAGCGGUCGCAUGGAAGAUGUUUAAGGCAAUUGAUGUCCAGACACGGACUCCCAUUGCUCAUGCUGCAGUCCACGACGUGCGGAAACCGAUUACUGAGAAGAGCGAUCGAAUGGAGAGCUUUUGGCUCGCCGAGACACUCAAGUACUUCUAUCUCAUUUUCAGCGAGCCGUCCGUGGUAAAUCUCGAUGAGUGGGUGCUGAAUACUGAAGCACAUCCUUUCCGAAGACCAGUAGGCUGA